GUGACUGUGUGUGUUUGUGAGUGACAGCUGGCCUGAGCAGGAAGUCUCCACCCAGAAGCUGCAGCCAGGCGGACAGCCUCACAGCCUCCACCCGGCCGCUACCAGGAGCUGCAGGAAUGACCGACAAUAUCCCCCUACAACCCGUCAGGCGGCCGAAAAGGCAAGACAGUAAACACAGGAAUGGGUGCUGCCCGUGGUCGCGAUGCUGCGGCAUGGGGGACUUCCGUCCUCGCACCGUGUGGCUCGGCCACCCAGAAAAGAGGGAGCAGAGGUACCCGAGGAAUGUCAUUAACAACCAGAAGUACAACUUCUUCACCUUCCUGCCUGCGGUGCUGUACAAUCAGUUCAAGUACUUCUUCAACUUGUACUUUUUGCUUUUGGCGUGCUCUCAAUUUAUCAAGGAGCUACGCUUGGGUGCGCUCUACACCUACUGGGUCCCUCUGGGUCUCGUUUUGGCUAUUACCAUCAUGAGAGAGGCAGUUGAAGAAAUAAGAUGCUACGUUCGAGACAAAGAAAUGAACUCUCAGAUUUACAGCAAGCUUUCAACGAGAGGCACAGUGAAGGUCAAAAGCAGCGGCAUUCAAGUCGGAGAUCUUAUAAUCGUGGAGAAGAACCAGCGUGUUCCUGCUGACAUGAUCUUUUUAAGGACCUCUGAAAGAAAUGGCUCCUGUUUCCUGCGGACUGACCAGCUGGAUGGUGAGACGGACUGGAAACUACGCCUCCCAGUGGCCUGCACACAACGACUGCCAACUGCUGCUGACCUUCUACAAAUCAGAUCAUAUGUAUACGCAGAAGAACCAAACAUUGAUAUCCAUAACUUCAUUGGAACCUUCACCAGGGAGGACGGAGAUCCCCCAGUCAACGAAAGUCUCAGCAUUGAGAACACCCUGUGGGCCAGCACCGUUGUCGCCUCUGGCACAGUGGUGGGAGUGGUGAUUUACACAGGCAAGGAGCUGCGCAGUGUCAUGAACACCUCCAACCCAAGGCACAAGGUGGGUUUAUUUGACUUGGAAGUGAACUGUUUGACUAAGAUCCUGUUUGGGGCCCUCGUGGUGGUGUCACUAGUCAUGGUGGCCCUCCAGCACUUCGCUGGCCGUUGGUACCUCCAGAUCGUUCGCUUCCUGCUGCUCUUCUCUAACAUUGUGCCGAUCAGUUUGCGUGUCAAUCUGGAUAUGGGAAAGAUGGUUUUCAGUUGGAUGAUUAAAAAAGACUCCAAGAUCCCCGGGACGAUGGUGAGGGCGAGCACCAUACCCGAACAGCUCGGACGCAUCUCCUACCUGCUGACUGACAAAACAGGAACUCUUACUCAAAAUGAAAUGGUGUUCAGGCGCCUCCAUCUUGGAACUGUGGCAUAUGGGAUGGACUCAAUGGACGAAGUACAGAGCCUUGUGUUCAGCGCCUACACGCAGCCCACCCAUGACCUUCAAGCCUCCAGGGUUCAGGCAGCCACCAAGGUCCGCAAGACCAUCAGCAGUAGAGUCCACGAGGCUGUGAAGGCCAUCGCCCUGGUGCACAACGUGACGCCCGUGUACGAGGCCAACGGCGUGACAGACCAGGCCGAGGCCGAGCAGCAUUACGAGGAUACAUGCAGAGUCUACCAGGCUUCCAGCCCAGAUGAGGUGUCGCUGGUGCAGUGGACUGAGAGCGUUGGUCUCACACUGGUGGGAAGAGACCAGUCCUCCAUGCAGCUGCGGACCCCUACUGGCCAAAUCCUGAACUUCACCAUCCUGCAGAUAUUCCCCUUCACCUACGAGAGCAAGAGGAUGGGCAUCAUCGUGCGAGAUGAGUCUACAGGAGAGAUCACGUUCUACAUGAAGGGUGCUGAUGUGGUGAUGGCGGGCAUCGUCCAGUACAACGACUGGCUGGAGGAGGAGUGCGGGAACAUGGCGAGGGAAGGCCUGAGGGUCCUUGUGGUCUCAAAGAAGUCCCUGACAGAGGAGCAAUAUCAAGAUUUUGAGGCGCGGUACGUCCAGGCCAAGCUCAGCGUCCACGACCGCUCUCUGAAGGUGGCAACAGUGAUUGAGAGCCUGGAGAUGGAGAUGGAGCUGCUGUGUCUGACAGGGGUGGAAGACCAGCUCCAGACUGACGUGAGGCCCACCCUGGAGAUCCUCCGCAACGCAGGCAUCAAGGUUUGGAUGCUGACAGGAGACAAGCUUGAGACGGCCACAUGCACUGCUAAGAACGCCCAUCUGAUCACCCGCAACCAGGACAUCCACACCUUCAGACCUGUGACAACGCGAGGGGAAGCCCACCUGGAGCUCAACGCUUUCAGGAGAAAACACGACUGUGCGCUGGUGAUAUCGGGGGACUCCCUUGAGGUUUGUCUGAAAUACUACGAGUAUGAGUUCAUGGAGCUUGCGUGUCAGUGUCCCGCUGUGGUUUGCUGCCGAUGUACCCCCACUCAGAAGGCUCAGAUAGUCCGACUGCUGCAGGAGCGCACAGGAAAACUCACCUGCGCUGUAGGGGAUGGAGGAAACGAUGUCAGCAUGAUCCAGGAAGCCGACUGUGGCGUGGGAGUGGAGGGAAAAGAAGGAAAGCAGGCCUCGCUGGCAGCCGACUUCUCUGUGACUCAGUUCAAACAUUUAGGCCGCCUGCUCAUGGUCCACGGUCGCAACAGCUACAAAAGGUCUGCCGCCCUCAGCCAGUUCGUCAUCCACAGGAGCCUGUGCAUCAGCACCAUGCAGGCGGUGUUCUCCUCUGUUUUCUACUUUGCUUCAGUCCCUCUCUACCAAGGAUUUCUGGUUAUUGGCUACUCCACUGUCUACACCAUGUUCCCCGUCUUCUCCCUGGUGUUGGACAAAGAUGUGAAGUCAGAGGUCGCCAUGUUAUACCCAGAAUUAUACAAAGAUCUCUUGAAGGGCCGACCACUGUCUUUCAAGACAUUUCUAAUAUGGGUCCUAAUCAGUAUCUAUCAAGGGAGCAUCAUCAUGUACGGGGCGAUGCUGCUCUUCGAGUCCGAGUUCGUCCACAUCGUCGCCAUUUCCUUCACCUCUCUCAUCCUGACCGAGCUGCUGAUGGUGGCCCUGACCAUUCAGACGUGGCACUGGCUCAUGAUAGUCGGCGAACUCCUGAGCUUGGCCUGCUACGUCGCCUCGCUCGUCUUCCUGCACGAGUUCAUAGACGUGUACUUCAUCACCACAGUGUCUUUCUUGUGGAAGGUGACCGUCAUCACGCUGGUGAGCUGCCUGCCCCUUUACAUCCUCAAGUACCUCCGCAGACGCUUCUCCCCGCCCAGCUACUCCAAGCUGACGUCAUAAGGACUGAGAAGGAGCCUCAUUUACGGUGGGAAAACAAACAGAAAGGCGUCCCUGUCUUCAUCCAGCAGAGCCUGCGCUUAGACCAGAGAAUCAAACACAGAUUCCUCCCCCUUUCAUUUGUCCUGAAAAGUUCCACUUGGAAAUGGGAAAGACGGGACAGUUUUGUCGGGGACAGUUUGUUUACUGUGUUAAAAAGCAGCGUUGCUUGCUACAUGUGUUUGAUGCAAAAACUGAUGAUUUCUCUAUGUGGAGAACACCUGCACUGAGUCCGAAUUAUGAACAUAAAAGUGUCCUAUUUAGCCUGUAUGUAUUAAAUUAAGGCACAGAAUCAGUUCAGUAAAUCAUGCAGAUCAAGAUUGUUUUAUAAUGUCAAAAAUCAUAUCACGGAAAGGUGGGCUGUCUCUCACUCAGCUCUGCAGAUGUGUCAUUUGGGCUGGAAACUAAUUUUCACUUCCAUCUGAAAUAGUCAAACCGUCUUUAUUGUUAGACACCGAGAUUGACGUAGCUUUCUCACUCAGGACUUGAUUCACACUCUCCUCAAACAGUGAUUUCUAAAAGGAGUUUGAGAAUUAUAUGGUGAAGAAAAAAAAAAGUUUACUGGCUAGACUUUGCAUAAAACACACGUCGGCAAGUUUGUGUAUUUGUUUAUGCGUCACCGCGAUGCUGCAGCCCGACACGGCGGAGGUGGUGUGGUUGUUUAUUUUAGCAUGACCCGUGGUUUCUGAUGUUAAAUCUGUCUUUGUCUCAUUGUGCGGACCCUGAGUUGUUAGUGUUUGUGGAGCGCGGUCAGAACGGCCACAAAGGAGCGUUGGUUAUUUGCGACCAAACCUUCCGCCGGGGCUCCCGGCAGGCUGCGCGUCCGCAGGGGGAAUGAGCAGCCUCUCAUGUGGUCGCCAGGCAGGCCAGCGACCGGCCACGCUUCAGCAUUGCAUGAUGACUCACUGUAACAGUGACCUAAAGCCAUAACUGAAAAUACCCUGGUGACCCAGCAGUCUAAUCCAAGGCCCCCCUCACUUAUCACUUCUACUAACCUCCGCAGUUAAGGCUGUGAAAGAAAAGAAAGGGAUCAAAUCACCUCUCCUCAGUCUAAUACAAUGUGAAUAUUGUCAAUAAGUACUGAUAUGAUACCACACUCCUCGUGUGUCAUUUCACUGGUGGUGUGAUGGUGGAGAUACUGUAAAUAAGCAGCAACUAACAGAAUAACUUUCAAAUUACUUAAAAAAAAUAAUAAUUAAAUUUAGUUGUAAAAUACAUUAAAAAAAACUGACACUUUUCUCAUGUGACUUGAUGAAUCUUUAUGCGUCAAACAGAGCGUCCAGGGUGCCAUAAGUUAUCUCAUAUGUUCCACUAAAUCUGUAACCCCCCCACUGAAUUCAGUAAGCUGUUUGCACAGAAUUUUGUUUUGUACACUGAUUAUUAUAUUUUUUACGUUAUUCUGUAAUAGAAUAACUAAAACACAAAUGAUGCUAAAAUGAUUUGGUUGCUUGUAAAUAACCAGGUUUUUUUAAUUUAUUAACAUGUUUUAUUUAAUAGUUUCGAUUGCACUCAAAUGAGCAGAACAUAAAGGGAGAAUUGUGUUGAUGUCAAUGUUGUGAUGAUGAUUAAUAAAUCUUGUGUUUUCUA
This is a messenger RNA of Sebastes umbrosus (honeycomb rockfish), 4880 nucleotides long. Its product is annotated as probable phospholipid-transporting ATPase IIA. The record is from RefSeq and is a predicted model, not a curated record. Gene Ontology annotation, biological process: retrograde vesicle-mediated transport, Golgi to endoplasmic reticulum; phospholipid translocation; endocytosis. Gene Ontology annotation, cellular component: trans-Golgi network; endosome; plasma membrane. The transcript has 28 exons. Lineage: Eukaryota; Metazoa; Chordata; Actinopteri; Perciformes; Sebastidae. The coding region runs from base 117 to 3257 and encodes 1046 amino acids. Gene Ontology annotation, molecular function: ATPase-coupled intramembrane lipid carrier activity; ATP hydrolysis activity; magnesium ion binding.